AGUGGACAGCGCUCUCCACUUUUUCUUUUGUUCUCGACGCGCCCAACGCGGUUUCAUACGAAAGAGCCACACCUCCGUCACCGUCUCAACGCAUAACGCAUAGCCAUUGAUGCGCAAUUGCGGUAGACGCUGACUCCCGCUUUCAACAACAAUCCCUCGAACCGGCAUGCUUGACAUAUAGUCGGCACACGGCACAAUCAUGGACGUCGCAAAGGAGGCCACGCCUCCGCCACCAGAGUCACCCUCGAAGCGGCCAGCAACUGACCCUCCCGAGAACGGCACUCCCGUCAAAAGGCCACGAGGCCGUCCGCGCAAAAUCAGACCUGAGGAGCCCCCGAAGCCCGCAGGAUCCGUUUACGACUUCCCAGACGACAGCAAUGGCCCAGUCGCAUCUAGCACGGAGAUCGUAGUAGUGCCACGGAAACGAGGCCGCCCAAGGAAGAUCAGGCCCGAGGAGCCUUCGAUCGUCGCACAGUCGACCCCUGAUAUCCCAGGCGCCAACAUUGCACAACCCGUCCCGAGCGCGGAGAUUGCAGUGAUUCCGCGAAAGCGAGGCCGCCCUAGAAAGAUCAGACCCGAGGAGCCUCCAACAGUGGCAGCAGCACAGUCAGCCUCCAACCCCCCGGGAGUUAACCCCGAUGGACAACCCAUACCAAGCGCGGAUAUUGCAGUCACGCCUCGGAAACGCGGCCGCCCAAGAAAACACCCCAUUGAGGGAGCGGAGACCCCCAAGACAACGAGGAUAGCGGGCGAUCCCAGUACGCCAUCAGGUCGUAUAGGCUCAAAGACGGCUGCGACACCACAGUGGCGGCGAAACGACCGCUCUGCCAGGAAGAAGAGCGCACGAGCCCUGAUCGAUAGGGUUAUGAACGGGGACAACAGCGAUGAGGAUGCGGACGAAGAGAUAGCGCGAGAGAUCUACGGCUCGAGCGAUGAAGAAGACGGAGAUGGGAUCGACGGCAUCCCUGGGGAGCCUGCGCCCCCUGUCGAAGCAGUGACGCCCACCAAAAGAGGACGGGGCAGGCCUCGAAAGACCGAAAGUCUGCAAACGAGGAAGAAGUCGCCGACUCCGCCGCGCGAUCUCCCUCCGCAUGAGAUGUACUUUGCGCAGAACCGGACUGGCUCGUCCAAGACCUCUCACAAUACGCUGGCCUCGCUAUCACUCCUGACCCACGACGAGUAUUUCUCGAUAUUGCACGAAUUCAAAGACCGCCACGCCGAGGACUCUGAGUUCCUGCAAUCCAUACAUGCCGAGUCAUUCCCUCAGUGGGCAUUCGAAUCGGCCCAAGGGUUCAGCGUCUGCAUAUAUGGCUACGGCUCAAAGCGACCUCUACUCCACCGCUUUGCCAAGUUUCUGCACGACAACACCUCGAACCAUGAAACGGCGCGGAUAGUCAUAGUGAACGGUUACGUACGGAAUACGUCCGUCAGGGAAAUCCUGGGUACCGUGGCGAGUGCAGUCGAUCCCACGUUUAAACUGCCAGCAGGCAAUCCAGCAGCCUUGCUGGAGAGUGUAAAGCAACUUCUAGCGUCCCACGAGACAGAGAUCACGAUCAUACUCAACUCCAUAGACGCCUUGCCAUUGCGGAGGCCAAACUUCCAGCCUGUCUUGGCACACCUGGCUGCACAGCGAAGUGUGCGGUUGGUCUGCUCCGCUGACACCCCCGAUUUCCAGCUUCUGUGGGAUAGCGGAUUGCGGUCAUCGUUCAAUUUUGUGUUCCACGACUGCACGACUUUCGCGCCUUUCACUGCCGAGAUGGAUGUGGUCGACGACGUCCACGAGCUGCUUGGACGCAAGGCAAGGCGGGUUGGCGGUAAGGAAGGUGUCACCUAUGUUCUUCGCAGUCUGCCCGAGAAUGCGAAGAAUCUCUUCAAGCUGCUCGUCGGAGAGGUGCUCAUGGCGAUUGACGAGGAAGGGCUCACGGGCGGGGAGAAUCCGGGUGUCGAGUAUCGUAUGGUGUACAGCAAAGCCGUGGAGGAGUUCAUCUGCAGUUCCGAGAUGGCAUUCCGGACACUACUCAAAGAAUUCCACGAUCACCAGAUCAUUACCAGUCAGAAGGAUGUUCUUGGCGCAGAAAUGCUCAGUCUGCCUUUCCGCAGGGAAGAGCUCGAGGCAAUCCUUGAAGACCUGGUUACGUGACCUCAUGAUCGCGUUUGACAGGAUGAUCACGCACAAUCGCAUACACUGCAUUGAUUCACCUAGAGUCAAGCCCGUUGGAUACUGCCCCAAUGAUGUUUUCACCACAGCUAGCAGGAACGAGCGUUUCAACCAUCGACCUUGUCUC
This is a messenger RNA of Microdochium trichocladiopsis, 2285 nucleotides long. Its product is annotated as origin recognition complex subunit 2-domain-containing protein. Gene Ontology annotation, biological process: DNA replication; regulation of DNA-templated transcription. Bases 200 to 2140 code for a protein of 646 amino acids. Lineage: Eukaryota; Fungi; Ascomycota; Sordariomycetes; Xylariales; Microdochiaceae. The transcript is spliced from 2 exons. Gene Ontology annotation, cellular component: nucleus; nuclear origin of replication recognition complex. The record is from RefSeq and is a predicted model, not a curated record. Gene Ontology annotation, molecular function: DNA replication origin binding.